AUGGAGGGUCCCCCGUGGCCGCCGCCGGCCACAGGGGGUGUGUCUGGAGGGGCUACGGCGUCCAGGUCCUUUGUCGACGUGCUCUCGGGGCCAUGUCGGCUGGAGCCUUCUGUUCCAGAUCUAGGUCGUUGCGCGACCUAUCGAGGUGAACCGGCGCUUUUAUUAUCACAGAGUGAUCUGCAAUUGCUUUCGUCUCCGUUCAGCAAUGCUUUGGUUGGUCGGUUUCCGUUUCGCCGGCCUCCAAUGGAGGUCAUCAGGGGUUUUUUUGUUUCACUGGGUCUCAAGGGAGAAUGUGAGGUUGGCCUUCUGGAUCUGAAUCAUGUUUUGAUCAGACCAUCUACUGAGGAAGAUUUUACUCGUCUGUUCGUGCGGCGCUCUUGGUUUGUGAAGGGCACACAGAUGCUGGUGUCCAAAUGGACGUUGGAUUUCAAGGCCCAUCAGGACGCGACUUUUGCGCCUGUGUGGGUUUCCAUGCCAUCUCUUCCACUGCCGUUAUUUAAUUCGGUUUAUGUUGCCAAACUUGCGAGCCUGCUGGGGCGUUGUCUGAAGAUUGAUUCGGCGACAGUGAAGCUCAAACGGCCUUCAGUUGCGCGGGUUCUGAUUGAGAUGGACGUCUCGAAGCAACCCCCUCCCCGCAUUUGGAUUGGGGAGAAUCAGGAAGGGUUCUGGCAGGAUGUGGAGUAUGAAUCCUGGCCGCAGUUUUGUGGUUUUUGUACGCGGUUUGGUCAUGUCGAAGGAGAGUGUUUUAGGAAGCAUCCGGAUCUAAAACCGGUACGCAGAUUGGUAACGGAGAGAGGGAAACCCAAGGAGGUUUACCGGCCUAAGGGUAUCUCUGGCACUAAUGGGCCGAGUUUAGGGCUCCUUAAGAACGGGGAGGAUAUUCAGCAGGCCGAGGGGACCCGGGAUGCGAGUCUAGGCAGCGAGGGGAACGAUAAUGAAGCUGGGAGGUCAGAGCAUGCUGAAACGGAGGGAUUGGAACAUGCAAGGGUUCGGGAGGCGCAUUAUGUGAUGGAACAACAGGUCCAGGAGGGGUCACGUAUUGUGGUGGAGCCGUCUAAUCUGUUGGUGGAGGCUGAGGCACUGGCUGGGGCUGGUUCGGUUGCAGCAUCUCCAACCGCGUCACCGGGGAAGGCUUCCCUGGAGCAGCUGCAAGGCUGGGAGAGGGUGGAGUGCGAGAAUAUCUUUGACGUCUUACACUCUCUUUCGGAUAUGGAUAUGCAGGAUGUAGAUCACAUCCCAGCCAGGUCGGCGUCCCAGGAGCGACCUGCUAGGCAGGGACAUAGACGGCAGUGUUCGGAUGGGGAUAGGCCAGGGGAGACAGUGCCAUGGGAGCAGUUAAAACAAUUCCAGACAGUGUUGCAUCACAGGUUGACCGCUGCCCCGACUGGUUCAAGAAUAGGGAAGGAGAUCCUCGAAGGGUUGGAUCGGCCAGUCGUGGAGAGUGGUCAGUUAGGGGAUAGACACAAGGGUGGUAGGCAGGCUAAAACAUCUCUCCGCAAGGGUCAAUCCCAAUCUCAAACUCAUUAUUCUUUGAGAUCUUAUAUAAGGUUGCUAGUUCUUCUGGAACCAUUAUCGGAACCAGCACAGCUUGAGGUGGUUCGUCGGUUUCUUGGGUUUGAUAAGGCGUUGGGGGCGUUGAAUAACAAGCUGUGGGUUUUCUGGUAUACUGACUUGUCACUGAGCUUCAGGGAAUUGGCGGAGCAACUUCUUCACAUGCACAUUGCUUUCCAUUCUGGAUGUUCAGUGCAGCUCUCGGCAGUAUAUGCGCGGUGUUCAAGGGUGGGGAGACGCGAACUGUGGUCGGCAAUGGAAGGGUUGGCGGGAGAAGUGCAGGGGCCAUGGUUACUGGCAGGAGAUUUCAAUGUCAUCACCUGUAUGGAGGAGCGUAUGGGUGGGGCUCCGGCAAAUGUAACAAAUAUGGAGGAAUUCAAUGAGUCAAUUGGUAAGUGUGGUUUGGCCGAGGUCCCUUUCGAUGGCGCCGGGUUUACAUGGACGAAUGGUAGGAUGUGGCAGCGGUUGGAUAGGGCCUUAAUGAAUCGGGAGUGGGCAGAUGGAUAUGAGCUCUCGCAUGUCUCCCACUUGGCCAGGGGACGUUCGGAUCAUGCUCCGCUGCGGAUUUGUUGUCAGAAUGGGAGUCCUAGCAAACGGUCUUUCAAAUUUUUAAAUGUUUGGCGGCAUCAUUCGGGUUUUAAGGAUGCGGUGCACAAUUGUUGGCAGCAGCCGGCAGAGGGGGAGGGUAUGACGAAGUUUUAUAACAAGUUACGGGUGGUCAAGGGUGGGCUGCGUGUGUGGAACGCCCAGGUGUUUGGAAACAUUUUUAGUAAGGUGAAGGAGGCUGAGGCAAUUUUGAAACAACGUGAGGACGAGUUUGACAAUGGGAGAGGUUCUGUGUCCAGGGCAGUGGUGGAGGAGGCAAAGGCGGCUCAUGCAAGGAGCUUGGCAACGGAAUGUGAAUAUUGGCGGCAGAAGGCGGGAAUCAAAUGGCUACAGGUGGGGGAUGCUAACACGGCUUACUUCCACUCUCGUUACCGUCAACGCCGAAAUGAUAAUUUUGUGUCUCGAAUCAAGGAUCCGGCAGGCCCAUGGAUGGAGGAUAUUCAUGAUAUCAGGAGGUCUGCAGUGGAGUUUGUGUCCUCUUUGUUUGAGUCGGAGCAACAUGGGUGGCAUGCUCCGGGCCUUCCCUUUACGUUGCCUAAACUAUCGGCAGUGGAUAACGAUAUGCUGUUGGCGGUUCCAGGCAUGGAAGAAUUGCAGGAGGUGGUGCAUGGGUUCGAGGUUGAUAGUGCUCCUGGGCCUGAUGGGUUUGGAGCGGGUUUUUACCAAUCCUGCUGGGACAUUAUCAAAGCAGAUUUGCUGGAGGCGGUGCAGGCAUUUUUUCAGGGUAUGAGGUUGCCUAGGAGUUUUACUAGCACUUCUAUUAUUUUGCUACCCAAGAUUGCGGGUGCCAGGUACUGGAAGGACUUUCGGCCUAUUAGCCUUUGCAACACCUGUUCGAAAAUUAUCUCUAAGAUUGUGGCGAAUCGGUUGGGGAGAGUCCUCCCUGCGUUAAUUUCUCCAUGGCAAACUGGGUUUGUGUCUGGUAGGGGGAUAACAGAUAAUAUUCUUCUCACGCAGGAGCUGGUAGCGGAUUUAGAUCGGAGGUUGAGUCAUCCGAACCUCAUGUUAAAAUUGGAUAUGGAGAAGGCGUAUGACAGGGUCGAGUGGCCAUUCCUGUUGUUUAUGCUUCGGCAAUUCGGCUUCGCGGAGCAGGUGGUAGAUAUUUUCUUUCGGCUGGUGUCUAAUAAUUGGUUUUCGGUGUUGGUGAAUGGUGAGGCUGCGGGAUUUUUUAAGUCUUCACGGGGAGUUCGACAGGGGGACCCGGUCUCCCCUGGCCUCUUUGUGCUGAUAUCAGAAUUUUUAGGCCGGGGGCUGCAUCACCUUUUAAGUAAUCAGCCGGGCAGGAAUUUUGUGUCAGCCGGGACCCAGGUUCCGUACCUAGCGUUUGCGGAUGACAUGCUGGUCUUUACCAGGUGCUCAGAGGAGUGUCUGGCCGCAAUUAAGGUUUUUUUAGAAGAAUAUCAAGACGCUUCUGGUCAGAGGGUGAAUGUCACCAAGAGUUCUUUCUUGUUGCCGUCGGGGGCUUCUUCGGGGCAGGAGCAGCUGGUGAGGAGGAUCCUGGGUUUUCACAGGGGGGUUUUCCCGUUCACUUAUCUGGGUGCCCCUAUAUUUAAGGGUAGGCAGAGGAGUGUGCUUUUUGAUGGGAUUUUGGCGCAGAUGCGGGCUUUGCUAGGCCAUUGGAGCACUAAGCUGCUUUCUUUUGGGGGUAAGCUGGUUUUAGCGAGACAUGUUCUUGCGUCAUUGCCUAUGUAUUUACUACAGGUGGUAAAUCCCCCAAAGGCGGUGGUUACUCGGUUGGGGAUCAUUUGUAACACCUUCCUCUGGGAUCAGAGGGGGGACAGGCGGACUCAUUGGGCUUCAUGGGAUAAGUUGUGCUUUCCACUUGUGGAAGGGGGUCUGGGGUUUAGGUCGUUUAAGGACAUGGCUCGGUCUUUUGCGGCAAAGCUUUGGUGGCGGUUCCGGAAUGGUGGUUCCAUGUGGGCGGAAUUUAUGCAUGCAAAAUACAGUAAGGGGAGGCAUCCUUCGGAGGCAUCAUCAGCUCGGGCUUCGCCUACUUGGCGACGGCUAGAGGCGAUUCGGUCGUUGGUGGAACCGCAUAUUCGGUGGAGUUUAGGUAAGGGCCUGGUGGAUUUUUGGAAGGAUAGAUGGGUCCUUCAUGAGCCGUUAGAGGAGGUUGUGGGUCGUCCGGAGAGGCCUCAUUUUCUUGUUGCAGAAUUUUUGACUAAUGAAGGCUGGGAUGAGGCGCGUCUUGCCAAGUGGGUUCCGAAUUUUGUGUUGCGUGCGAUCCAGGACAUACCGUUCGAUUUGUCGCAGAAGGACAGGUUGGUCUGGAUGCUUUCACCGUCGGGUUCUUUUUCGGUUAAGUCGGCUUGGGAGCUGCUUCGCCUUCGGAAGCCGCACUCCUUGGUCGAUUCCUUACUGUGGCCGUCGGCUUUGCCAGCAAAGAUGUCUUUUUUGGCUUGGAGAUUAGUGCGGAAUUUCCUGCCGUUGGAUGUUGUGUUACGGUCUCGAGGUUUGUCGAUUCCAUCUAGAUGUGGGUGUUGUUACCGGGAGGAGGAGGUGAGCUUGCAUGUUUUUUGCACUGGCCCGGUAGCUUCGCAAGUUUGGAGGAAAAUCUCUAGCCGGUUUGGGUUUAAGUUGGUGAAUUGCUCGAGCAUGGCGUCGGUGUUCAUAUCUUGGUAUUUCUCGUCUCCUUCAGUGUCAAAAAACCACAUUCGGGUGAUGAUGCCAAUUGUGGUUUGUUGGUUUCUAUGGGCUGCCAGGAAUCAGGAGCGAUUUCAGGGAGUGCGUUGGGAGGUAGAUAGGAUAAUCCGCGAUGUGGAUGGGUUUUGGGAGCAGCUUGGAAGGGCAAAUAAGCUUCAACGGUCGCAUUUCACGGGGGAUGGGGAUUGUGAAUUGCUCCAACGUAUUAAAUCCCCUCCUAGGAGACGGGUUCCCUGUGCGGUUGCCUGGGAUAAACCGCCUUUUGGGGUGCUAAAAUUGAACUCGGACGCCAGUGUAAUCCAUGGUCAGGCCAAGGGUGGGGGUCUACUGCGUGAUUGUCACGGGACAUUGGUCUUUGCGUACUACAAGGAACUCGGGGAACAGGAUGUUUUAGGGGCAGAAUGUAUGGCAUUAUUGUGUGGCCUACAGUUGUGUUUACAAAGGGGGUUGCGGCCUUCGUUGGUGGAGGUGGACUCCAAGGCUUUGGUGCAAUUGGUGGGUUCUGGGGCGAGUGCAAGGUGGCCUUUGUGUAACGAUUUGCGGAAAGUGAGGGGCCUCCUGGAGGGUUUUUCUGCUUCCAUCUCUCAUGUUUUUCGAGAGGCCAAUUUACCUGCAGAUAGAUUAGCUGUGGGGGGGCCAACUAGCGGUCAGGUGUAUGAGCAGGAGAUCCAGCUUCCGGCAAUGGUUAGGGCUGCUAUGGCGCUUGAUUCACGUGGAGUGCCGGGGUUGCGUUGGUGCUAUGAAGAAAGGUAG
This is a messenger RNA of Coffea eugenioides, 5553 nucleotides long. RefSeq lists its product as uncharacterized. The record is from RefSeq and is a predicted model, not a curated record. Bases 1 to 5553 code for a protein of 1850 amino acids. Gene Ontology annotation, molecular function: RNA-DNA hybrid ribonuclease activity; nucleic acid binding. Lineage: Eukaryota; Viridiplantae; Streptophyta; Magnoliopsida; Gentianales; Rubiaceae. The transcript is spliced from 2 exons.